This is a messenger RNA of Quercus robur (English oak), 2861 nucleotides long. Its product is annotated as putative pentatricopeptide repeat-containing protein At1g12700, mitochondrial. Bases 356 to 2158 code for a protein of 600 amino acids. Lineage: Eukaryota; Viridiplantae; Streptophyta; Magnoliopsida; Fagales; Fagaceae. Gene Ontology annotation, molecular function: protein binding. The record is from RefSeq and is a predicted model, not a curated record. The transcript has 5 exons.
UUCUCUCUACCCCUUUUCUCUUAAUCCGGAUACUCUCUUUUUUUUCUUCUCUCCAAUCUCCAGCACCUCUCUUCUUCUCUCUCUCUCUUUCUUUUCCCUUCUCUCCAGCGCCUCUCUACGCCCUCUUUUUGGGUCGUCGUUCUUGGCGUUUUUGGGUUAAGGUCGGAGAGGUUGUGGUGGCCGGUGGGUUGAGAUCGGGCUGGCAUUGAGAUUGAGCUGGGUGGGUAGUUGAGAUCGGGCUCGGAUUGAGAUCGAGGUGGGUGGGUGGUUGAGAUCGGGCUGUGGAUGGUAGAAUUCGGAACCUCAAAACCGUUCUGAUUUCCGCUGCCGAAUUGUUUGCUGGAUCUUCAGAAAAAUGGGUACGCUUCUUCGUUCUUCCCACACUUGUUUUCGUUCUUAUUGUUAUUCUACUCUUUCUGCUGCUGCUACUACUUCUACUAGUAUUGCUAGUGCUAAAAAAACCCCGAAUCACAAUCACCAUCAAAAUCAAUUCUUGAAACCUGUUAGAGAUCAGUGCAAACCUAGAAGCUUUAGGAAUGUUGAUCAUGCCUUAGACCUGUUUGAUAAAAUGCUUCACUCGCACCCUUUGCCUUCCAUUGCCGAUUUUAAUCACGUGUUGGGUGCCAUUGCAAGAAUGAAGCAUUACCCAGUAGUCAUUUCUCUAACUAAACGAAUCAAAUCAUUCGGAAUCUCUCCCAAUGUUUAUACUCUUAAUAUUUUGAUUAACUGCUUCUGCCAUUGGAACCGUCUAGAUUUUGGGUUUUCUGUCUUGGCAACAAUUUUGAAACUUGGUUAUCACCCAGACUCUGUUACUCUAAACACCCUUGUGAAGGGUCUCUGUCUUCAAGGUAACAUUGCUGGAGCUGUGAAGUUGGUAGAAGAUAUGGAGAAGAAAGGGUAUCAACCUGAUGCAUUUACUUGUGGAACGAUACUAAAUGCUCUGUGUAAGAUUGGUAAGACUGAUAUGGCUCUUGGGUUGCUCAGGAAAUUGGAAGAAGGAGAUUUUGAGCAUUUAGUAUCAUUAGGGGCGUAUAACACAAUUAUUGACAGUUUAUGUAAGGAUAGGUUGGUAACUGAGGCCUUGAACUAUUUGACUGAAAUGAUGAGUAAAGGCAUUCAGCCGGACGUUAUCACUUACAAUUCCUUAAUUCGAGGCUUAUGCAAUUGCGGCAGGUGGAGAGAGGCUACUACUUUGUUGAAUGAGAUGGCACAGAGGAAGAUCGUGCCAAGUGUGAGGACCUUCAACAUAUUGGUGGAUGCAUUUUGCAAAGAGGGGAUGUUGAUAGAGGCAAAAAAAGUUUUUGAUAAGAUGAUUCAAAGAGGUAUUGAGCCUAAUGUAGUCUCUUAUAAUUCUUUAAUUGAUGGAUACUGUUUGCAAAAUAAAUUGAACGAUGCCAUCGAAGCAUUGAACAUGAUGGUUGAGAGGGGUUGUUCACCUAAUGUUGUUAGCUAUAGCACAUUGAUUAAUUUAUUUUGUAAAAAUAAAAGAAUUGAUGAGGCAAUGGAUCUCUUUAACGAAAUGUCCAACAAGGGAGUAACUCCUGAUGUUGUGGCUUACAACACUCUUAUAGGUGGGUUUUGUCGAGUGCAGAGACACAAGGCUGCUCUAGAGCUAUUCCAUAAAAUGCAGGCUUGUGGCCAACUUCCAGAUCCCCAAACUUAUGCUGUCUUGUUGGACGGCCUAUGUAAGAAUGGACAAGUUGUUGAGGCAAUAAAAUUGUUUCUUGAGAUGGAAGACAAAACGUUGGGCAACGAUAUUGUGAUUUACAACAUUUUGAUUGACGGUUUGUGUAAUGUCGGGAAUCUUAAAGUUGCAAGAGAACUCUUUUAUAGUCUACCCGCAAAAGGAUUGCAACCCAGUGUUCGAACUUACACCAUAAUGCUCAAAGGGCUUUGCAAAGAGGGACUGCUAGAAGAAGCAAGUGAGAUAUUUGAGAAAAUGGAUGGAAGCGGUUGUUCACCUAACGAUUGCACAUAUAACACAAUAAUCUAUGGGUCACUGCGACAUAAUGAGACAUCAAAGGCAAUUAAAUAUCUUGAAAUAAUGGUUGACAAGGGUUUUUCAGCAAAUGCGACAGUUGCAAGCAUGUUUUUUGACUUGAUGUCAUCUAAUCAAGUAGAUAAGAACAUUCAAGAAUUUCUCCAGAAGCUUGUGUGAAGGUUUUUUAGUUUCUAAACAUCAAGGACAAGUUUCAUAUUUUAUCCAUCACAUGUCAAUCUUUAAAAGAUGUGUAUCAUUUCAGGUUGAUUUGGUCUUCAACUUGUGAUUUUGGGAAUUCAGCUUGAAAUAAAAGAUGGGGUUCUCUUUCACCAAGCUUUUUAGCUGGCCUUUUGCCAAGGAGAUGCAUAUUCUAAUGGUGGGUCUUCGUGCAGCGGGCAAGACUACCAUUUUGUACAAGCUGAAAUUGGGAGAGAUUGGGACCACCCUUCCUACCAUUGGAUGAGUUGAGGGAGGCUGUGCUACUUGUAUUUGCAAACAAGCAGGAUCUUCGAAAUGCCAUGAAUGUUGCUGAAAUAAGUGAUAAGCUUUGUCUUCAUUCCCUCCAUCAACACCACUGAGCACAUGUGCCACUUCAGGGGAAGGGCUGUACGAGGGCCUAGACUGGCUUUUCAACAAUAUUGCUAACAAGGCUUAGGAGAUUCGUAAAUCUUCAUUUACUUUUUUGGGCUGCAAUCUCUGUCAAAGGGGAUUUUGUCGUUACAUGGUGUUUAUGCAUUUUACAUUUGAUAUUGUCUUGAGAAUGUAUCUGUUUGUUUAGAUCAUUGUUACAAUAUGAUAGAAAUUGACAUUUGCCUUGUAGAUUCUAAGUAAUUCAUGAUUCACAGUUCAUAGAUAUGAUUAAAUCUUGCUUAUUUUGGGA